Molecule: messenger RNA, 1914 nt
Organism: Acyrthosiphon pisum (pea aphid)
Lineage: Eukaryota; Metazoa; Arthropoda; Insecta; Hemiptera; Aphididae
Product: short-chain dehydrogenase/reductase family 16C member 6
Exons: 9
Coding region: 314-1240 (308 amino acids)
Cellular component (GO): lipid droplet
Molecular function (GO): oxidoreductase activity, acting on the CH-OH group of donors, NAD or NADP as acceptor
Source: RefSeq, a predicted model, not a curated record
GUACACCCGAGGGCGGCGCGUGACAACAGCUGUUCGCCGUUUACAUAAUAAUAUUAUUAUUGUUGUUGUUGGUGUUGUUGCCGAGUCUGGCGCGAGGACCGAUCUCGUACUGUUCGCACUCCGUAGACCGCAGUCUCACCGUGCUCGUGCAGUCUGCCCGCGUGCGCCCGUCGAUGCGAUAUUCCAUGAUAUAAUACGGUGUAUUAUACUUACGUGUUUUUGGCACGUUCACCGGGAAACACCAAUCAGAUCUCGUAUCAUCGUGUAGUUCUACAUAACUGUCCGCCAUAUUUUAGAGUGUCGAACGUUCAUCAUGACCAAUCAAAUGGAUAAAAUGAAGUGGUCCAGCAUCUUCGCGGAACUGGUGCUGCUAUUGGUUAAAAGUGUUUACUACAUUGGCGAGUCCAUUUAUUACAUGUUAGUACCGUUGCCCGAAAAAUCGUUGGCUGACGAUAUCGUUUUGAUCACAGGCACAGGGCAUGGAAUAGGUAAAUGUUUGGCGAUGCAGUUCGCCGACGAGUCCGCCAAAGUGGUAUGCGUCGACAUCAACGCGCAGUCAAAUGCGGAGACCGCAAAGGAAAUCAACGCCAAGUGGAAAGGAAAAGCUUUUGCUUACACAUGCGAUGUGUCGACGUUGGAAAAAGUCAGAGAGCUGGGUGAAAGGGUCAAGAGCGAAGUUGGCACUGUUACCAUUUUGGUCAACAACGCAGGGAUAAUGCCAUGUAAACCUCUCGAAGCUCACGACGAAGCCACUAUAAGGAAAAUAUUCGAUAUCAACGUGUUUGCUCAUUUCUGGAUGCUCGAUACAUUUUUGCCCGGAAUGAAAGCGCUGAACAAAGGACAUUUAGUAUUCUUGUCGUCGAUGGCUGGUAUAAUUGGCUUGAAGAACUUGGUACCUUACUGUGCGUCCAAAUUCGCAGUUAGAGGUCUAGCGGAAGCGAUAUUGGACGAGUGCAGAGGAGAUGGCUUCACAAAUCUCAAUUUCACCUCUAUUUUCCCGUAUAUGGUCGAUACAGGUCUGUGCAAGAAACCUAUAAUUCGUUUUCCCAGUUUGUUACCACUCGUAACGCCUGAAUCGACAGCAAGAGAAAUAAUAUCCGCCGUCAGAAAGAACUUGUUUGAACAUUCCAUUCCGAGUCCAUUGCUCGUCAUCAACAACAUAUUUAGGUGUUAUCCGUACAAAAUGGCAAUGGACUUCAAAGAUUUCAUGGGCGGUGGCGUUGAUGCACAUGAUGAUUAAUAAUUGUCAAGCAAGCGUGAAAACAAAAUCCUACCGAAAUAAACAUAUUCAUAUAAUACAGUUCGUACAUUCUAUAAUAGCCAUACACCGCUAAUAUAGAUCAAUCGCGUACUAUUUUAUAAAACUAUGAACUCGUAAAGUAACUACAUUUGUGGGUAGUAAUUUUUUAUGACUUAAGUAAUUUAAUACUCUAAAGAUCCUAAUUUUAAGCAAAACCUGCCUUAAGCUUUCAGACGCACUCUGCUCUGCUUAUUGUGAUUUUAUUUAUAGAUAUUAUGUGCUUUUUUUGAUGUAUGUUAAUUUGUUUUAAUUUUAGCUAUUCGUAAUACAAUGGCAUGUACUCUAACUUAUCUAAUUUGAUAUAAUUCGUACAUUUUAUUUUUCUAAUCGCAAGCACAAUUAUCAAUGUUUAAACAUGAACAAUUUGUAUUUAAAAAAAAAUAUUUUAUUAAAAUGUAAUUUAGAAAAUAUUUAGAAAACUAAGACUGUUAUUCUAUUGAAUACUUGCCUAACUUAAAUAUAUUUAUAUAUGUAAUUAAUAUACUGAAAUUUGAGUAUUUGAUUUAAAGAAAUUUAAAUAAAUAUAUAUUUUUUAUUUGUGUAAUAAUACAUGUACCUAAUUAUAAAAAUCAAAAAAUAUAUGGAACUUGAGAAAGGUUCAGUUUAACAUUGAA